Messenger RNA from Trichomycterus rosablanca, 3424 nucleotides. It is a transcript of the gene nfkb2, whose product is annotated as nuclear factor of kappa light polypeptide gene enhancer in B-cells 2 (p49/p100). Bases 184 to 2940 code for a protein of 918 amino acids. Gene Ontology annotation, cellular component: cytoplasm. The record is from RefSeq and is a predicted model, not a curated record. Gene Ontology annotation, biological process: regulation of DNA-templated transcription; signal transduction. Gene Ontology annotation, molecular function: DNA-binding transcription factor activity, RNA polymerase II-specific; protein binding; RNA polymerase II cis-regulatory region sequence-specific DNA binding. NCBI's taxonomy places the organism in Eukaryota, Metazoa, Chordata, Actinopteri, Siluriformes, Trichomycteridae. The transcript is spliced from 24 exons.
CCGCAGUGAAUCAGUACAACCGAGCCUCUGUCACUGAAUCUGUACACAGCGUUUACACUCCUGCAUCUACAUCUACUUACAAUGACUGAAACACAUCAGCUUUUAUAACUUAUACACCUUUUAUACACUUCGGUUUGUUUCUUACAUCGUGCAGGGAGUUAUUGGGUUAUUACACAGCUCUUUAUGGAUGAUUGUUUAGCAGCUCACAGCAUGGCCGGGGCUCUAAGCAUGGACGACAGCCAGUUCCCGAUGAAGAUAUUUGAUUCUUAUGGGAUGGACUUUCAACCUGUCGUAAUGCCCUCGUUUGAGAUCAAGAAUGAACCUUAUGUUCCAGAAACAGCUCAUGGACCUUACUUACAGAUAAUUGAGGAGCCCAAACAAAGAGGCUUUCGUUUUCGUUAUGAGUGUGAAGGUCCCUCUCAUGGGGGUCUACCAGGAGCCUCCAGUGAAAGGAACAGAAGAACAUAUCCCACUGUUAAGGUGUGUAACUAUGUGGGUAAUGCUCGAGUUGAGGUGCAGCUCGUAACACACAUCGAUCCCCCUCGCGUCCAUGCACACAGCCUUGUGGGAAAGCAGUGUAACGAGAACGGGACGUGCAGCAUAGACAUCGGCCCCAAUGACCUCACAGCACAAUUCAGCAAUUUGGGGAUUCUCCAUGUGACCAAGAGAGGAGUUGUAGAGGUGCUGGCGAAGAGACUGAGAGAAGAGAAGAAGAGGACGAAGGGGCCAGGAUGCCAUUUAACUGAUUCAGAUGAGAUGGCGAUCAAUCGGGAAGCAAAAGAGCUGGGCAAGAACAUGGAUCUUAACAUAGUGAGGUUAAAGUUUACAGCUUACCUUCAGGACAGCAAUGGAGGGUUUACCAGAGCUCUGAAACCAGUCAUAUCCAAUCCCAUCUACGACAGCAAAUCUCCCAACGCAUCCAAUCUGAAGAUUUCACGCAUGGACAAGACUUGUGGCUCCGUGAUGGGAGGAGACGAGAUCUUCCUGCUGUGUGACAAAGUUCAAAAAGAUGAUAUUGAGAUCCGUUUCUACGAGGACGAUGAUGAGGGAGGCUGGGAAGCGUAUGGGGAUUUCUCUCCCACUGAUGUUCACAAACAGUAUGCUAUAGUAUUUAAGACGCCGCCGUACCACAAAGAGAUCGAGCGACCCGUCACUGUAUUUCUGCAGCUCAAGAGGAAGAAGGGUGGAGACUGCAGCGAGCCCAAACAGUUUACUUACAUCCCACAGUAUACAGAUAAAGAAGAAGUUCAGAGGAAGAGGAUGAAGUCACUUCCACAUCACUACGAUAAUUGGCGUGGGCCGCAGGGUGGAUCAGGAGGCCUGGGCAGAGGAGCUGGGGGGUUUGGAGCUUCUGGAGGAGCAGGAGGAGGAAUAUUAGGAAACUUUCAGUUUAGCCAUCAGGUCGAUGGAUCUGGCUUCUUCGGCGCUGGAUGUGGUGGAUUCGGAGGAGGCAUGCAGAUGUCAGGAUCUACAACGCAGGAUCACCCCGCUAACACAGAGAUGGCCACCGGCUUAGCAGCACAGCAACAGCUGCUUCAGAUUGCCACGGCUUUACAGAAGCGCACCACUGCAGCCGCCAAGCACAGCGCCAAAGCCCUGCUGGAGUACUGCAGCACAGGAGACGCUCGCUUCCUUCUGGCCAUACAGAGACAUCUCUGUGGUGUGCAGGAUGAGAAUGGAGACACGCCUUUACACUUGGCCAUUAUCCACCAGCAGCCAUCGGUGGCCAAUCUGCUCAUUCAGACCAUCAUGAACACACCUCAGUGUAAAUUUGUCAACAAGCCCAAUCACCUAAGACAGACGCCACUGCAUUUAGCUGUGAUCACUAAGCAGCCCAGGUUACUGGAGGCCCUGCUGAAAGUGGGUGCAGACCCCAGCCUGUUGGACCAAGACGGACGAUCAGCAGUGCACCUCGCUGCUCACACAGGAGAUGAGACCGUGCUGAAGAUUUUGCUUAGCAUGCUGGGAGAGCGCCACUUACAUCUGCUUAACACUGCUGACUUUUCAGGUAUGUACCCACUGCACCUGGCUGUGAGGAAAGGAGGAGAGCGCUGCCUGCGUGUGCUGGUGGAGGCCGGCGCCAAGAUCAACAUGCCCGAACAGAAGAGUGGCUGCACUGCCCUUCACAUGGCUGUUAGGGAGAACCUCUUCAAAGUGGCCUGCACCCUCAUCACUGAGCUGAAGGCUGAUGUAAAUGCUUGCACAUUUGGAGGAAACAGUCCACUUCACCUGGCUGCCAGUCUGGGUUCUCCACCCCUGUGUUCUAUGCUUAUAGCAGCAGGAGCUGAUAGAAGGCUGGAGAACGACGAGCCACUCCUUUUCUCCUCCUCCUCUGAUGAAGAAGAUCUCGGCGACAUGAAAGAUGACAGAGAAGAGCCGAUCCAGAAAGACAUGGCCGAACACGUACAAGAACUCUCGAUAUCUGAGAGAAGCAAAGUUAAUCCACGCAAGAGAUCAGCAGCUGGACACACCCCCUUUGACCUCGCCCACUGUCAAAAGGUCAAAGAUCUGUUGGAUGGCAGGUCGAGUCCAAAGCCGAGUCACCAUUCAUCUAAGAAGACCAAAAAGAGCACUGAAGAUGCAGUAGCAGGUCAGUCUCUGGACAGCGAGACAUUCAACAAGCUGUGUGGAAUCCUCAACCAAAAGCAAGUACCCUGGAGAGAGCUGGCAGAGAAACUGGGCAUGCUCACACUGGCACACCUGUACCAAGACAGUCCCACACCAUGCCAAAAUCUUCUAGAAAACUACCAGAUAAGUGGGGGUCCAUUAGACGGGCUGGUUGAUGCUCUUCAGUCUCUUGGACUGAAUGAAGGUGUCCGACUUCUAAGAUCCAAGCAGCUCAAUGAGGACAAGCAGAGCCCAGACACAACCGUUGACAGCGGCUUUGGCAGUCAGGUGAUGGACGAGGACGCAGAGACUCCAGCUGUGGCCAAUCACUGAGCAGCGCAGGAAGAGUGAUGCACUUUCUUGUUAACGUGUUGAGGUUGCAGCAGAUGAACGUCCUUAAUGACUCAAUACAGUGAAAGACUGGAGAACCUGUUAAGGUUGUGAGAGACUCAGAAGAACAUGUGGCUGUGACUGGUGCUCUUAAUGUCGUCUGUAAUGUAUGCACAGUUUGUGGAAGCAGAGCUGGAUAGUGAAAUUAUUGAGAUAUUACUGAGAUUUAUAUCAGUUAAAACUCUGUUCCAGUUAUAACAUGCCCGUCAUUCGCAGCUACACAAAUUGCGUUUGUCAGCUUUUGUCGUGUUCUGAUUUUUAUGUUUUCCUGGAGGAUUAGGUCUGUUGAAUGACAUUUGCAAAUGCUUAAAAUGACUUAGUCUCCUACUAAUACUAUGUAUUUAUUUUGAGGUAUAUUUUCAGCUUUCUGUCUUUGCAAGAGAAUUGUGUUGAAGGUGUUAAUAUGUUGCACAAAUGAAUGUUGGCU